This is a messenger RNA of Hydra vulgaris (swiftwater hydra), 1954 nucleotides long. RefSeq names its product sperm-associated antigen 16 protein. Lineage: Eukaryota; Metazoa; Cnidaria; Hydrozoa; Anthoathecata; Hydridae. Gene Ontology annotation, cellular component: axonemal central apparatus. The record is from RefSeq and is a predicted model, not a curated record. Gene Ontology annotation, molecular function: protein binding. Gene Ontology annotation, biological process: axoneme assembly.
ACGGAAAAAAACACAUACUGAAUCUUUUUAGUCCCUGUGUAAUAAGCUAUUAGACAAUAAUAGUAUGGCUCAAUGUGAUACAGUCUAUUUAACAGAAGCAUUCCUUGAACCUGACAGUGAUGAUGAAUUUCAUUAUGAAAAGAUCUCAAUUGAAGAUAAUCUUUCUAUUGAUGGUUUAACUGAUGAAGAUUUUGAUGCUGCAGUUAAAAUUGUUAAAGAAAAUGAAAGUGUCCCGCUAAUUCAGAAUCAACCAGAUGAAGUUUUAUCAAAAACACAAAAAAGGCAUGAAGUACCUGAGGAUUAUGUGCGUAAUUUUUUGGUUCGAUUCAAUAUGAUAAAAACUCUUGAUUGCUUUCAAACAGAAUGGUAUGAGUUUAAAGAGAAAGGUUUAUUGAAAGAAGAAGACUGUAGCAAUGUACCUGAUAUUUAUAGCAGAAAUAGACAGUUAGAUGAAUUAGUCAAUUCUCUCAGGAAGGAGUUAAAGAACUACAAAGAUUUAACAAGUAAAGCAAAGGAUAUACAUUUAAAAUUGCGAAAAGAACGAGAUUUCCAUCGGUUACACCACAAAAGAGUUGUGCAAGAAAAAGAAAAACUAUUAUCUGAUAUAAAAAGAUUAAAAGAACACUAUGAUUCAUAUGAGCCUCUAUUAAAAUCGUUGCAGCAAAAAUAUGAGACUGCAAUGAGAGAAAAAAUGCUAACAAAAUUGGAACGAGAUCGUGCAGUCAAUCAAAUAGAAAGUUUUCAGUCCGUAACAAAACAUCAAACUUCAAACAAAGACCAAGAUACUUCAAUUUUGAAAUCUCCAACAAAAGAGUUAAAGAUUUCACCCAAAAAGCAUCCAAAGGAUUCUGAUUGGCCUUCAGAUAAAGGUUUCAGUCCAUUGCUAUCAAAUAAGUCAAGUGAAUGUUUACACUCAAGAAAGACUGUUGAAUUCCAUCUUAUUAAUAGCUUUAAAGCUCAUUCAUUGGCAGUGAGUGGAAUCUCUCUUCAUCCUCAUAAGCAGAUUUUAGCGACAGUAAGUGAUGAUCAAACUUGGAAGUUAUGGUUGAUUCCAGAUGGUGAAAAUAUACGAACUGGUAUUGGUCAUUUGGGAUGGAUUUCUCAUUGUGAUUUCAAUCCACAAGGAAGUCAUUUAGCUACAACAUCUUCUGAUACAACAGUAAAAAUAUGGGAUUUUUCUAUUGAGAAACAUGUUUUAUCAUUUGAUGAACACAAAGAUGUUGUUUGGGGUUGCAGUUGGCAUUCUGCUGGAGAUUUUUUGGCCUCAUGCUCUAUGGAUGGAACAUCUAAGAUAUGGGAUGUGAACAGCGUGCGAUGCAGAAGCACUCUACGUGGUCACACUGAAUCAGUUAACAGUAUUCAGUUUUUACCUUUUUCAAAUAUAUUAUGUACAAGUUCUGUUGAUAAAACUAUUUCUUUAUGGGAUCUUCGAACGAAAUUGCGUGAAAGUACAUUUUACGGUCAUCUUUAUCCAAUAAAUUAUGCUACUUUUAAUAUACAGGGAGACAAAAUAGCAUCUUGUGAUGCAUAUGGUAUAAUGAAAUUGUGGGAUGUUCGCAGCAUGUCUGCUAUUGUAACAUGUGAUUUUGGUCCCCAUCCAAUGAAUAGAAUAGUUUUUGAUCCAGAUGCCUUGGUGAUUGCGACUGCUUCUAACGACGGUACUCUCAGAAUUUACACAAUAAACAACGGUGAAGUAAUGACAGUUUCAGGACACGACAGUGCAAGUCAGACAGUAAUAUUUAGUUUAAGUGGUGAAUAUUUGAUAUCAGGGGGUUCCGAUUUUAUGGUGAAAAUAUGGUCUUAGCGUUGUCGCAAAAUUGUGACUACAGAAUUGAAGUUUUGUGUGUCCUGUAUUCACAAGUGGUAAACAUUCUGAUUACAAUAACAAAUCAGUUACUAAUUAUUUAAAAAAAAAAAAAGGUUUUUAAAGUAUAUUUUGCCGCAAUCUGUUUAA